Messenger RNA from Fopius arisanus, 2546 nucleotides. RefSeq lists its product as uncharacterized. NCBI's taxonomy places the organism in Eukaryota, Metazoa, Arthropoda, Insecta, Hymenoptera, Braconidae. The coding region runs from base 16 to 1953 and encodes 645 amino acids. The transcript has 5 exons. The record is from RefSeq and is a predicted model, not a curated record.
AAUGCGGUUGAAAAAAUGAAGAUGAUAAUCCAUGGAAACGGAAAAAUUUUAUUUAUUAUUUCCAGUGGAAUCGAGUGCAAGGAUGAGGUGUACAGCGUACGUCAGUUGGAAGCGCGCAGCGCUGUCGAGGAGCUAGAGAAAUCCUCAAAAUCCCAGGAGGACGUUAUCCUCCCAGUCCUCGCGCCAAUCGAAUCCGAAAAAAUUCCAGUCGAGGUUGAGCCCAUCAUUCCUGUCAAACGCACAAGACCCCAGACAGUUACAGCAUCUCUUUUCAAGGAUCUCGAGCCAGAAGAGGAUAAACCACUCCCCAGGAUCAACAAUAUCACCGAAGAACGCAAAGGGAAACGAUCCCCUUGGCUAUUCCAGGAGAAACCAGUUGUGGAUUACGACCCCUCACGCCACCGAGGUCUCACCCGUUCCCAAAUCCCCAGGAGUCAGCAAUCGCAGGACAAUCACCUGUUAACAGGUACCUGCAGGCCACCACCGCAGACAGCGACAGCCAGUAUCUUCGCUCCUCGCACCGAGGAGAUGAACACGGGUUUUCUGAUCUUCAGUGAGGAUCAACCAGGAUUGACGAUGUUGAAAGACGAGCCAGAGGAUCUGACGCACUUGGCACCAACCCCAGGUGACGUCUGUGUUCCCUUGGAAGACACACCAUUCCUAUCAGACAUGCUGGACGAUUUUAUCCUGGGAAACGAGGUGUACUGUCCCCUGCUGAGUCCAUCGCUUCCCCCGGAUCUUCCCAGUGGUCCAGACCUCUCUGACGACACCGACAAGACCGAUACCCUGGUGGAUCCUCUGAACGCCUCCAUCGCCGAGACAGAUCCCUUCUUCUACAAAGACACAACGAGUCCUGGUUGCAGCCAAAAAUCAGAAUCAGGUCUUCUGACACCUGUACUGAGUGGUAGCCCUUCACCGCAGAGUCUUGACUCCUCGCUGCGCAGUCCUGGAGAUGACAGUACACCUCUCGGCUCAGCUAUAUCAGAGGAUGAUAUGUUGAUGCUGAGUAUCAAUGAUGUCAUUGCUGAUGAGGAAUUAGCACUCAGGGCUCCCUACAUACCCAUGUCUGAUCAGGACGAGGCACUCCAGAUGCUCAUCAGUGAUGAUAUGGUCAUGUGGGGACCUACGGAGGGCUCUGAUAAAAAAAUCAAAUGGGACACUGAGGACGAGAUGUCCAGGCGCUACGCAGACUCCAGUCUAGCUAAAUUGCUGAAGAGUUCAGGUGAUGAUUUAGAGAGAAAUGUUGUGGAUCCAGUUCAGGCGUUGGGACAAACGUGUAGAAGAGGAGGAUCUAAACGUCAUCAUGGGACGAACUCUCUGCACACCGGUACGCAGACAAAACGCAUAAGAUCGACACAAGAGACUAAAGAACGUGCAACAAUCACUGCCAGUAAAAUUCCAACAGAUUUGUCACCAGUUGUCACUGGUGGUGAUACAACGGUGACAGGAAUAAAUCCACAGGUCAGUACGAGACUUCAGGAUAUUGAGGACAUGAAGAGAGCCAAUCUGAUGGAUCAGCUGAUGGGGGAGACUUCUGAGGGACAGAGCUCCACUGUUUUUGAAGGGAGAAGAGAGGAAUUCAAGGAGGACGAUGGAGGUGGUGGGUUUAAUGGAAAAAAUGUCAGGCAGUCUAACAGCGUUCUCAUGAAUCUACUUGUUUCUGGAUGCGAUGAGAUGUACGUGGAUUCAUCCCGUGUACAGCUGAAAAAACGUCAACCCCUGAUGAUAAACACCGAGGAACACCACGUAAAUAUCUCUACGAAUUAUUUGACAGCUUACACGAUGAACCCAGAGUCACCAAGUCCAAAGAAACUCCUGGAGGAGAGCAUAUCAUCGCACAUGAUCCCCACAAUUAAUCCCCAAUUAAUGGAGAUGAAUGAUUACACCUACAUAGGCGAUGGGACACCCCUAUCCCCAGGUUCAGAGCUCCUCAGAGUUCUCAGUGAAGUCUAGAGGGUGAUUAAGGUAGAAAUUAAUAUAAUCGUGGCCUUAAUCCACUGUCUCACGAAAUUUCGAUAAACAAAUAGAACUCCGACGAGUCAUUUAGCCCUCAUUAUCACUUCUAGAUCAUCUCCAGGGGCUGGAGCCUGAUAUCAAUUUUAAAAAAUGAAUAAACGCAGUGCACCAUACGAUUUUAUCUAAAAAUCUCGUCCUGUUCUGUCGAUUUAUCAACAAAAAGCCAUUGUAUAUUUUCUAUUCUUGUUUUUUAGUUGUCGAUGCAUUUUUCGAUUACCUACCGAAUUAUUGUUUUUAUUUUUAAGGUUUUAAGUGAUCGAUAAAUUGAGUAAUGAAUUCUAAGUGUAGAUUUAUUUAAGAGUUAAGGGAGAGAUGAAUAUUCGAGUUUCGAGGGCUCUGGAAGAAAUGAGAAACUUGUUCUCUUGUUUAAUCAAAUGGUAAUUAAUUACCGAUAAUUGAAUACAUAAUGCAUAUGUGUAACAAAUAUUUUCAUUUCAUAUAAAAUUGUAUACGUUUUUGUCCCAAUGCGAGACACCGCAUUCGGUGCAAUUACCAAUUUUUUAUAUUGAAUUAAAAAUUAUCUCCAUUAA